AUGACCCGCGGCGAAGCCACCCAGUCCAAGGUCCACUACAAGGGCAAGCUUGACGACUUCGUCGUCUUCGUUGACGACCCCGAGGCGUUCAAGAAGUGGCAGAGCGACAAGAGCGUCCCUCUGGCCCAAUUUGUCUCCACCUUCAGGAUCUUCCUCACCCACAAGCAAGGAGCGCAAGGCACCCUCGACGCCGCUCCCAAGGGCACAUUAGCUUCUGAAUUUGGCACCGAUGAUGAGGACGAGGUCAUCAAGAAAAUCUUGACGGAGGGCACCAUGCAGACGGUCGAGAUGCCCAGCCGACAAGGCGUCACCAAUGAGUCCAUGAGCUCCAUGAAGGCUCACUAG
Molecule: messenger RNA, 345 nt
Organism: Purpureocillium lilacinum
Lineage: Eukaryota; Fungi; Ascomycota; Sordariomycetes; Hypocreales; Ophiocordycipitaceae
Source: RefSeq, a predicted model, not a curated record